Cephus cinctus (wheat stem sawfly) is the source of this 1450-nucleotide messenger RNA. It is a transcript of the gene mTerf3, whose product is annotated as transcription termination factor 3, mitochondrial. Gene Ontology annotation, molecular function: double-stranded DNA binding. Gene Ontology annotation, cellular component: mitochondrion. The coding region runs from base 166 to 1416 and encodes 416 amino acids. The transcript has 2 exons. Gene Ontology annotation, biological process: regulation of DNA-templated transcription; mitochondrial ribosome assembly. NCBI's taxonomy places the organism in Eukaryota, Metazoa, Arthropoda, Insecta, Hymenoptera, Cephidae. The record is from RefSeq and is a predicted model, not a curated record.
GGGAGUUGCUAGAAGCGCCAUUUAAGCAAGAUGCGGCAUAUUGUUGCAUUGUUGAUUGUUCAAAGCAAACAAAAUUUGUUCUCAGAUUAUAGAAAAUUGGUCAUAUCUUCGUGAUUAUCUGAGACAAUGUUCACGACACGUUAUUGUUAAUAUUUAUUGUAAAUAAUGGGUUUUCCACGAUAUUCUGCUAUAUUUCGACUAACUCGAAAAGCCACGUGGUGCAACAGAGUUGAAGAUGAGGUUACUUAUCGACGACUUUUGUAUUUUGUACAAUAUUCAACGCAAAGUGAUGCAAAGAGAUCCAUAUUAGAAAAUGAUCUUCGAUACAGUCCUUCGUUAAAUCCGAAAAAUGAACCAUUCAUGCAGUCAACGUCUGCUGUUCAAUAUUCUAAUACUUCGCAAGGCACUGCGAGUGAGACAACACAUGAUUUUAAAUCUAAAAAUAACAAUGAGAUUAAGAAUUCAAUGUUAAACCCGUUGAAUCAACCUCUGGAUUUUGAUGAGAUAUUCUUAGAACAUACAAAGCCAGCACAUCCUUUGGAUGAAUGUACUGAGGAUGUUUCACACAUUGCGCCAUACUUGGCUCCCACAUUUAACUUUGCUGCCUAUGCUGAUAAAUCUACUACGCUCCAGGAACUUAUUAAACUUGGUGUAGAUUUGCAUAAAUUAGAUGACAAACCUAUGGUUCAAAGGUUUUUACUUCGUCUAGAUUUUGAAAAGGACAUGAAACCAUAUAUACAAUUUUUACAUGAUUGCGGUGUGUCAGCAGAUACGAUUGGCAAAUUUUUAACAAUAAAUCCUAUGAUUUUUAAAGAAGACAUGGAUAAUCUUCAUACAAGAAUAAGAUACCUAAGAGCACACAAUUUUAAUUUGUCAAACGUGCAAAGAAUAGUCUCCACUAAUCCAUUUUGGCUAAUGUUUAAUACAAAAAGAAUGGACACUAGGCUUGCAUUCUUUCAAACACAGUUUUCUUUAACUGGGCCUGAAGUGAGAACUUUGACAGUGAGAGCACCAAAACUAAUCACUUUUAACUUGUCUAAUGUAAAAGAAGCUGAGUUUGGUAUUCGAGAAGAAAUGGGUUUCAAUAAAGAUGAAACAAAAUCCAUAAUCCUUAUGAAGCCAAGGCUGUUAAUGAUGUCAAGGGAACGUACUGUUGCAAGUUUUGAGUAUGUACACAAUGUAAUGGGAAUAUCACACCAAAUAUUGUCACAACAGCCACACAUUUUAUUGUGCAGAAAAACUAGAAUUGAAAUGAGACAUAAGUUUUUGGCCAACUUAAGAAGAGCACAGUACGAUCCAGAAAAACCAUUGUACGUAUCACCAAAAGCUCUGGUCACUGGAACUGAUGCAGAAUUUUGUCAAGAUGUAGCACAAGUGCCAGUUGAGUUAUUCAAUACAUUUCAAAAGACGUUGUAAAAUACUAAGGAAUUAAUAAAUAAGCUUCACUAAA